Messenger RNA from Fusarium coffeatum, 1080 nucleotides. RefSeq lists its product as uncharacterized. The transcript has 2 exons. Gene Ontology annotation, molecular function: allantoicase activity. Gene Ontology annotation, biological process: allantoin catabolic process. The record is from RefSeq and is a predicted model, not a curated record. Bases 1 to 1080 code for a protein of 359 amino acids. NCBI's taxonomy places the organism in Eukaryota, Fungi, Ascomycota, Sordariomycetes, Hypocreales, Nectriaceae.
AUGACUUCUAUUGCUGACGAGAUCGAGUAUAAACUCGACAACGUUGAUGUCUCAACAGUGCGACCUGAAGACAUCGAUAAGACCUUCCGUUCAAAAUGCAUUGACCUCAUCUCCAGCUCCUUGGGCGGCAAAGUCCUUGGCUACUCUGACCAAUGGUUCUGUGAGGCUUCCAACCUCCUGAACCCCAGAGCCCCAAUUGCUCAGCCAGGCAAGAUGGUCUUCACAGGCGCUUGGUACGACGGUUGGGAGACUCGACGACAUAACCAAGAGCCAUUCGACUACGCCAUCAUCAAGCUGGGUGUCGCAUCUGGCACGAUCGAAGGAAUUGAGAUUGACACUGCCUUCUUCAACGGAAACCAUGCACCAGCUAUCUCAGUUGAGGGUGUCUUCAGCCAAGAUGAUGAUAAAGUUGUUUCUUGGGGAGGAGGUCAAGGAGAGUGGGAGACUAUUCUCGGCAUCCAAGAAUGUGGUCCUUCUCAACGUUUUGCUUGGAAGCUCAAGGCUCCUGGCCAGAAGCAAUACACACAUGUGAGACUCAACAUGUACCCCGAUGGUGGCAUUGCCCGUUUCCGUCUCUUUGGACACGCCGUCCCCGUCUUUCCCGAAGAUAAAGACGCCAUCUUUGAUCUUGCUGCGGCGCAAAACGGUGGUAUUGCUGUGUCAUGCAGCGAUCAACACUUUGGAACCAAAGACAACCUGAUCAUUCCCGGUCGCGGUAAGGAUAUGGGUGACGGUUGGGAGACAAAGCGAUCACGAGGAAAGGACCAUACUGAUUUCGCCAUCAUCAAGCUCGGUGCGCCUGGGUAUAUCGAGAACUGGGUUGUUGAUACUGCUCACUUCAGAGGUAACUAUCCGCAAAAAGUGUCAAUUGAAGGUUGUGAGUGGACGGGCCAUGGAGAUCCUGUCGCUGACGCCACGGCCUGGAGAGUCUUUGUUCCUCCUAGCAAGACUGGCCCUGAUCAAGAGCAUGAAUUUGAGAGCGAUGAGAAAGAAAAGAAGGGCCUGGUAACCCAUGUCAAGCUUAUCAUGAUUCCUGAUGGAGGAGUGAAGCGGUUGAGGGCUUUUGGCAGGCGAGCAUAG